Stylophora pistillata is the source of this 983-nucleotide messenger RNA. RefSeq lists its product as uncharacterized. NCBI's taxonomy places the organism in Eukaryota, Metazoa, Cnidaria, Anthozoa, Scleractinia, Pocilloporidae. The record is from RefSeq and is a predicted model, not a curated record.
AAAAGAAAACACAAAAAAAAAAAAUUGAAUCGCAACGCCAAGGAUGACUGGGUAAUAGUUCUUUCUUAGUUUCCCACCAACACUCGUUCUAUCCUUAGCUUGUUCACCUUUCUGAAACCAUGUUUUGCAGCGAAUGUGGAAAGUCUUUCCCACAAUUGGCAAAAUUUUGUUCGAAUUGCGGUUCUAAAUCGACAUCUCCUACUAAGGCUUCUACCAUAAGAUUUUCCAAAUUUAGAAAAAGGAAAGAAGAAGAAAGAAGAGGAAAGUUAGAGCCCAAAGGGAAGAAACCCAAAGUGACUACUGCUAGUAAGAAGAAGGAUGUUAUUGUCAAUAUAGGAGUAAUGAAAUACUGUCAUGGUGAACUUAAAAAGUGUAGAGGGAAGACAUUGCCAAUUACUACUACCACAGAUGCAAGUGCAAAUCAGAUAAAGGAGAAAGCAGUCGCUAAACAUACAAGUCACGAUAAAAGCCUGCAUGAUGGAUUAGAGUAUGUUCUUCUUUACCCCGACAGUAGCAAGAUAGUCAAUAUACCAGGAUCUAAUGAGCCCUUCGUAUUAGAGAAAUACAGAGAAGAAGUUGGAAGGCAGUACAAGAGAAUAACAUUGUUUAUCAGUACAAAAUCAGAUUUUCUGUUUUCCAAAAUGCCCAAGAUGUCAAACGUGGAAAGCGAAUCAGAAACGUCCAGUGAUGAUGAAGAGUUGCAGAAGAGCAUUUAUGAUAGCUCAGCUAAAGGUCCUUCAUCCAACUUAAGAAAAACAGCCCAAUGUUUGUUGUGCAAUUUGUUUGGAGGAAAUAUCUAAAGAUGAAAUUGCUGCCAAGCCAAAUAGUUGUGGGGAUGUUUUUCAUGAGGUUUGUCUCAAAGAGUGGUUAGUCAAUUGUGAUUCCACUGCAAAAUGCCCUGUCUGCCAGAAAGUCUUCACCUCAAGUGCAAGCACCUCCAUUGCAAACAAUACAAACAUGAGCAGUUCAAACCAAAGCCAGAA